AUGCCUUUUUCGAGACUCUGGCUGCCAAAUGAAGUGCUCUCUCUCAUCGGGGAGCGCAUCAACGAUCACAGUGACCGCUACGAAUUACCACUGGUCUCCCACCAGUUCUAUCAAGCGUUCAGUCCACUCCUUUAUCAAGACGUGCGGCUCAGGAAUUGGCGUCAAGCACUUUCAUUCUUCCAGGCAAUCAUACAAAGACCAUUCCUUGCAUCCACAGUUCGCGAGCUAGACGCAAGUGGAUGGCAAGGAAGCCCGGUGCCUCAGAGUGACUGGCCGUCGCUGCACGAAUGCCCGGCCCUGACACGCCAUAUCCACGGCAUGACCCAUUCAUUCGAAGAAUUGGUUUCCUGGACUGAUCAUCUGCUCCAGGGUCGCUCUGACGUCUGGGUGGCCUUGGUGCUGCCUCUGCUGAGCCACCUAGAGAAACUCUCACUGGUUUGCUCUGCAUCUCCUCGUCACUUGACGCGUGUCUUGCAACGAGGUAAUCCCGUCGACAAGUCUACCGCCUCACAGGCAAUACUUUGCCGUCUACGAGCCGUGUCGGUGUUCCACCAGAACAACUCUGCUAGCCAGAUCUUCGAGGAGCAAAGUGACCACAAUCAGCCUGAGGUCCUAUCAUCUUUCAUGCAAUUGCCUUCCAUGCGUGCAGUCGUUGCAGACUCUGUCGUGGAAUCCCAAGUCUCAGGAGAGGAGAUCACGUCUCCGGCCACAAACAGCCUCCAUCAAAAGAUGCUAAGCACGCCAUCGAUCACGGAGAUUGACCUGCGCAACAGCUGUGGGAAUGAGGGGAUGAAGUCAUUGUUAUUUGGCUGUACAAACCUGAAGUCUUUCAAAUAUCAGCAUUCUGAUCAGCAUCUUGCAUCCCAUGGCUUCCAGCCAGCACGUUUGCGACGUUGGUUGUCGCCCAGCAAAGAAUCAUUGGAAACAUUGUGGCUUGACCAGUACGGAGAUCAUUAUGCUUUCACUGUGGCCGGUCUCAACCAAACCCAGGACGAAUGGUUUGGGUCCUUGGCCGAAUUCUCCGCACUGAAAGACGUUCGCAUCCGGUUACCGAACCUGCUCGAUAUUCAGUAUCAGAAUCCGCCGAGCCAUUCUCUUGUGAGCUGCUUACCUCCAACGCUUGAAAUUAUCCUUAUCGAAGGCUGCGCAGAACGCCAUGUAUCGAUGCUUGUCUCUGAAUUGCAGUCUGUCAUUAAAAUCCGUCACACACACUUCCCCCGUAUCCAAUUGUUGGGACUGGAGGGCCCGUUUCAGGCUUUGUCAACAGACGAAGAACAAGACGCAGUCCAGCUUCCAGGGCAGUCUAGAGCCCUCUGUUACAGUAUCAAGCCAAAGGUCCUACAGGCUGUAGAGCCUUUGCACGAGGAUUGUGUUUCUGCCUCGAUCGCAUUCCAUCUCCACGACCGCAAACUUGUAUCAAAGGCAGACGAUGGCUGGACACCCUGGGCCGGUGUUUUCCCUCCACCUUGA
Messenger RNA from Penicillium diatomitis, 1470 nucleotides. RefSeq lists its product as uncharacterized. The record is from RefSeq and is a predicted model, not a curated record. NCBI's taxonomy places the organism in Eukaryota, Fungi, Ascomycota, Eurotiomycetes, Eurotiales, Aspergillaceae. The coding region runs from base 1 to 1470 and encodes 489 amino acids. The transcript has a single exon.